Messenger RNA from Gastrolobium bilobum, 2568 nucleotides. Its product is annotated as DELLA protein 1-like. The coding region runs from base 369 to 2183 and encodes 604 amino acids. Gene Ontology annotation, biological process: regulation of seed dormancy process; regulation of reactive oxygen species metabolic process; negative regulation of seed germination. Lineage: Eukaryota; Viridiplantae; Streptophyta; Magnoliopsida; Fabales; Fabaceae. The transcript has a single exon. Gene Ontology annotation, molecular function: sequence-specific DNA binding; DNA-binding transcription factor activity. The record is from RefSeq and is a predicted model, not a curated record. Gene Ontology annotation, cellular component: nucleus.
UUUCUUUUUUUCUCUACAAUUACAAAAUCGAAACUUUUUUUUUUAUUUUUUGUCUAGGGAAAAAAAUUAAAUAAAAAGGAAAGGAAAAACACACACGAGUGAAAAUUUCCAUUAUUAUGACUUCCAUUCUUCCUUAUCUUCUCCACUCUAUGCUCCUCUCUUCGGACCUCUCACCCAUCUUCUCAAGUGCCAACAACAACAACCCCUUUUCUUGAAUUUUGAAACUCCGCAACCCCAUUUCAUUUCCCAUGAUAUGAUUUGACCCAAUUGGAAUUUUAAUCCAAUUUUUUUUUUUUUUCACUUGUUGAAUCAAUUUUCCUAUUUGGUUGGCACAUAGAGAGAGGAGGUGAAAGGAAAAAAAAAAAAAGAUGAAGAGGGAUCACCAAUCUAGCUACGGAGGAGGGAGUGUGAAAGGUGAAUGCUCGUCAAUGUCGAGUGGCAAGGCCAAGAUGUGGGAUGAAGAACAUGCCGCCGCCGCCGCCACAGUCGGCGGCGGCGUGGACGAGUUGCUGGCGGCUUUGGGUUACAACGUACGUUCUUCAGACAUGGCUGACGUGGCUCAGAAGCUGGAACAGCUUGAGAUGGUUAUGGGAACUGCUAAGGAAGAUGGAAUUUGCCACCUUGCUUCUGACACCGUUCACUAUGACCCAACCGAUCUCUAUUCAUGGGUUCAAAGCAUGCUCACAGAACUGAACCCUUCUUCCACCACCACUACCACCACCACAAUCCUCGAUCCAUCGUGGAACCCUCAAAUCAACGACCCAAUAGACCCUUCUUCAAUCCUCGCCAAUCACACACAACAACAAAUCCACAACCCAACAAGAAUAUUCAACGACGAUUCAGAAUACGACCUCAGAGCAAUCCCUGGCAUAGCAGCAUACCCACCACAACAACAACAGCAAAACCCACACAACGAAACCGAAAUCGAAACCAGCAACAAGCGAUUGAAGCCAUGGCCAAUUGAAUCAGAUUCACCACCACUCCCGCCACCGCCACCACCAACAGUGUCAGAACCAACAAGACCCGUUGUUCUCGUUGACUCGCAGGAAACAGGGGUUCGUCUCGUUCACACUCUCAUGGCUUGCGCCGAAGCUGUUCAGCAAGAGAAUCUCAAGCUCGCUGACACGCUUGUCAAGCACAUAGGUUUGCUCGCAGCGUCGCAAGCCGGAGCUAUGAGGAAGGUAGCUUCUUACUUCGCACAAGCCCUUGCUCGGAGAAUUUACCGAAUCUACCCUGAGGAAACCCUAGAUUCCUCUUUCUCCGACAUGCUCCACAUGCACUUUUACGAAUCUUCCCCUUACCUGAAAUUCGCACACUUCACAGCGAAUCAGGCGAUUCUCGAAGCCUUCGCCGGCGCCGGCAGUGUCCACGUCAUCGAUUUCGACCUCAAACAAGGGAUGCAAUGGCCGGCGCUGAUGCAGGCCCUAGCAUUGCGCGUCGGCGGUCCUCCGACUUUCCGGUUAACCGGAAUCGGACCACCGCAGCCGGACAACACCGACGCGCUUCAACAGGUUGGGUUGAAGUUGGCUCAGCUGGCUCAUACCAUUGGGGUUCAGUUCGAAUUUCGCGGAUUCGUUUGCAACAGUUUGGCGGAUCUUGACCCGAACAUGCUCGAGAUCCGACCCGGUGAGGCUGUUGCUGUUAACUCCGUUUUCGAGCUCCACCGCAUGCUGGCCCGACCCGGAUCCAUUGAGAAGGUACUGGGUACUGUUAAGAAGAUUAAGCCCAAGAUUGUGACUAUUGUUGAACAGGAAGCGAACCACAAUGGACCGGUUUUUGUGGACCGGUUCACGGAGGCUCUGCAUUAUUAUUCAAGCUUGUUUGACUCGCUGGAGGGUUCGUCUUCGUCGUCGUCGACCGGGUUGGCACCGCCGAGUCAGGACCUGCUGAUGUCGGAGCUCUACCUUGGGAGGCAGAUUUGCAACGUGGUGGCUUGCGAAGGGGUGGACCGGGUCGAGCGACACGAGACACUGAACCAGUGGAGGGGGAGGAUGGGCUCGGCCGGUUUCGACCCGGUUCAUCUCGGUUCGAACGCGUUCAAGCAAGCGAGCAUGUUGUUGGCUCUGUUCGCCGGCGGUGAUGGGUAUAGGGUGGAGGAGAACAAUGGGUGCCUCAUGCUUGGGUGGCACACGAGGCCACUCAUCGCCACCUCCGCGUGGAAGCUUCCAGCCGGUGAGUCAUAGUGAGUUGACUCAGUGGGGUCCACUGAGUUAGGAAACGGAACGAGAUGAACUGUAAACUGUAGGUUUAAUUGGAUUCUCGGAAUAGGAUGGUUUGAUUGAACUUUCAAGUUGAGUGAGUCAGCAACAACCGAGUGAGUGAGGCAGGGGAUAAAUAAAAUUUAAAACAAAAAAACAAAAAAAAAGCUACCAAAGUCUGUAAUUUGUAAUUGUACCUUUUAAUUAUGUUUCUCUUUAGUGUUUUUCUUUCUCUAAAUUAUAUAAUUUGCUUUAUUCUUAAGUUGGAUGUCCUUUUCUUUAGUAAUUUUUUUGGUUCUUAAUGUGUUAGAUUAAAUUCAAAUAAAUUGUUUAGCAUGAGUUGUAUGAAACAGUGUUUAAUUGAGGGGGU